CGGCGGCGCGAGCGCACCGCCAGGCACUCGGUUGCGCGCGGCCGAGUCGCGGAGGCGCCGCUGCAGCAGUCCCUGCGUCUGCGAGAAACAUGGCCGACAGCAAGGCCAAGCCCACCAAGGCUGCCAACAAGACACCCCCCAAAUCCCCAGCGGACUCUGCAAAGGACAAAGCAGCUAAGAGGCUGUCACUGGAGUCAGAAGGUGCCAACGAGGGGGCGGCCGCCUCGGCCCAGGAGCUCAGUGCCCUGGAGGAGGCCUUCCGGCGGUUCGCCGUGCAUGGGGACACCAGAGCCACCGGGAAGGAGAUGCAUGGCAAGAACUGGUCAAAACUGUGCAAGGACUGCCAGGUGAUCGAUGGGAAGAACGUGACUGUCACCGACGUGGACAUCGUAUUCAGCAAAAUCAAGGGCAAGUCCUGCCGGACCAUCACGUUCGAGCAGUUUAAGGAGGCGCUGGAGGAGCUCUCCAAGAAGAGAUUCAAGGACAAGAGCAGCGAGGAGGCCGUGCGAGAGGUGCACAGGCUCAUCGAGGGCAAGGCCCCCAUCAUCUCAGGAGUGACGAAAGCCAUCUCCUCGCCCACCGUGUCACGGCUCACGGACACCACCAAGUUCACAGGCUCCCACAAGGAGCGCUUCGACCCAUCAGGCAGGGGCAAGGGCAAGGCCGGCCGCGUGGACCUGGUGGACGAGUCGGGCUACGUGCCAGGCUACAAGCACGCGGGCACCUACGACCAGAAGGUGCAGGGGGGCAAGUAGCCAGUCCCCCGGGGACAGGGCCUUCCUCCUUUGCUGGCCCCACAUCACCUCACACUUCUUUACAUUCCUGGGCUCACUGGGGCAGAACUCAGACGCUGGGGUGGAGGGGCUGUGGGUGACUCCCAGACCUCCUCCUGCCUGGAGCCCCGGCACGCUCCUCUCCUACCCCAGGUGCAGCCCCUGAACUCACUGACCUUCCUCUAAUGCACCUGCCUCAUCCCACGUUGGGAAGUCAACAGAUGGUCAUUUCCAAAGUGUUUCCUGGAUCCAGACCACACAGGCCACCUGGUUUGCAGGUGAAAGGGGUGUUUUGAAGGAGCAGGUGGGACAGACCCUGCCAGAGGUGAUGCUGACCUCCUCUCCAGCAGACCUGCCCAGGAACCAUGAGGGCAACAUGCACUAAUGCACUAACCAGCAGCACCAGGGAGAUGACGUGAACCUCGAACAGGACACAGAUACGUCUCUGAGGGCUCCGUUCAGAUGUGCGACACACAGGUGCAUGCUUACACACGCACACACUCACGCACUCAUGGACACAUGCUGACACAUGCUCAUGCCCCCCCACAUCCACUCACACACACAUGCUUACACACACACGCCCACCAACCAGGUCUGUGCCGAGGACGGUCAUGUGGGCGAAGGCUGGUGUGCGAAGGAAGGUGAGCCCGUGAAAGAAUGCUCCACAGGAGACCAAAGGAAAGUGAUCUGAAGUGUGAAGUUAGAAGUUUUUAAAAUGGACACUAAGGACAGGUCAUUUCAUUUUGCUUUUUAAAGAAAAGAAGAAAUCAGAAGAAACAGUGACUGUGUGGAUCAGGGAAGAAUCAGAAUAUCCUGUGUCUGUGACUCUCUCUCCCUGUUGGCCCUGUUGGCCCUGAGGCUCCCCCACAGACAGGUGUGUGAUGGGGCAUCUUCUGCCCGUCCCUGUUCUGAAAUCAGGGCCUCGAGGCAGCAGUCGCUGUGGCUACUCCCUUUGCUCACAGUGCAGCACGAAUCUCUGCGGCUCCAGCCUCUGCAGUUAAUUCUUGCCUCUCUGAACUCUCCCGACCUGGGAGUGCAGGAAACUACACAACAUGACCAGGCCAGGGAGGGCCUCCCCUAAAGGCCCACACAUAUGCUGGGGUUGGCGGGCGCUUUCACAGUGGCCACAAGGCAACACUCCAUUUGCAUACAUGCAGCCACAGCCUGGUGCGCCACCUUCUGGCUAUGUGGUCCUGGAGCCGGUCCUGGGACAAGCCCACGGCAGUCUCAAGAUGCUUCCACAGCCAGUGUCUGCUCUGCACUUCUUCCUGGUCACGGCCUGGCCCAGCACGGGCGGCUGAAGCAGGGACCAGCACCGCCACGGCACACGGGCUGGUCACCGCUGGGGCUGGGGAAGGCUCAGGGCCAGCAACUCCAGCUGUGUCUCCACCAGACCCCUCGCACACCGGCCUCCCCUCACCAUCCCUGUCUGCCUCUGUGGACAGCUUCAUUCGGAGGUCCUGGGAGCUCACAGCGUGUGGCAUUGGAACCCAGGGGAUGGAGCACAGGCUCCGAGGGCCUCUUCUAGGGCUAAUCUCACCAUUGUCUCGAAAGUUUCUAACUUGGGGAUCCUAAGCUGCCAGCAAGGCUACUCUGCAGUGAGGAGACUGAGGACCAGGGGCUGGGCAAAGGCAGGCAGGGUGCCAGUCCCCACCCUGUGCCUCCCUCCUCCCCAGGCUGGACCUUUAGGCGAAACGCAAAGGCAAGAGUAACCUGAAGACAACUGAACGUACAGUGUUUCUUGACAAUAAGCUGAUCACAAACCACAGCCCUGUUCCAGCGCUGGCGAGGUUUCUUUCCGUGGCCACAUUUCCCCCCAUGCCUGGCGGCACUGCCAUGGGGGCAUGCUGUGGGCUCCUGGUCAGGCUGCUUUUCUCCUGCCCCUGGGCAGCCCCAUUCCCCUCGUCACAGACACUGGAAUCGGCAGGACCUCGGCCACAUGCACGCUGGCAAAGGCUGCCCACGCCACGGCCCACAGAGGCAGAUGUCACCUGGGCCUGCCAUGGGUGCAGGCCCUUCUCAGCCCUUCCUUGCCUGCUGGACCCCGGAGAGAGGUGCCAGCACCAGGACAGGUCUCCUGUCCCAGAGCAUUGUCUUCAGGCAAGAACAGCUCCACACGAAGGUUCCAGCCUCCGACGAGGGCCAGCUGCCGGAGCACCCUGGGAAAUGGGGUCUGAGCAAAAGAAACAACGUGCGUCUGUCCUCCGACCCCGUGGCAGCCCGUGCUUUCUCCCACGGUGCCGCCUCAGAACUGGACCCCCACGGCCCCGUGCGGCAGCCCUGGCCGCGGAGCACCCACCCCAUCCCCUCAGGCUGGUGGAGGGGAGCUACUUGACAGGAAACCCUUGGCCCACUUCUGAGGAAAAUGUCAGAAUGCUCUGCUCACCCUGAUAGCAGCAGCUUCUUUUUGGGUUUUCUGAAUGAAAUCAAGUGCACACAGCUGCUCCCGUCGGUGACCCUCCCCAUCCCCGCCCACCCAAGCUCAGGGGAGAGCCCCACACCCUGGGCCCGACUCCCCACACGCCCGGCCGGGGGUCUGUCCACAGCUCCGCGGUCCCGCCGGCCACACAGGCGCUGCGGUUGCCCUGCGUCCCCUGCCCGUCCCCAGGCUGCGCCAGGCUCACACACAAGCCAGGACUCAUUGUUCUCCAGUCAAAGUAGAGCUUUGAAAACCCACCCACCCCUCUCUGUCAGAGAAGGAGGAAGAAGGGCUAAGUCAUGCGGACUCAGUAUUCACCGUUCUGCCCCUUUAAUCGCCUGGUGAGUGCAUCAUUGCGUCUGUGUGUAGCUUCUCAACUCCAACUUCACUGCACAAAACCGACACACAUGCAUGUCCCUCCACCGGGUUCUGAGUAUUGUGAAUACGUAGGCAGUGUGUGCCCGUGCUGCACGUUCUUAUGCAAUGCCAGUCAGCUUCUAACCAUGGUCACUUAGAAAUUAAAUAUCUAUCUGUGAACAAAAGAAACUGCACAGCAGGCACCCAGGAGACAGGCCGUGUUCCGAGGGGAGGACACCGGGAGACGGGAUGCCUUCCGAGGGGAGGACACCCGGGAGACGGGAUGCGUUCCGAGGGGAGGACACCCCAGGAGACAGGCCGCAUUCCGAGGGGAGGACACCGGGAGACGGGAUGCCUUCCGAGGGGAGGACACCCGGGAGACGGGAU
Molecule: messenger RNA, 3936 nt
Organism: Myotis lucifugus (little brown bat)
Lineage: Eukaryota; Metazoa; Chordata; Mammalia; Chiroptera; Vespertilionidae
Gene: TPPP
Product: tubulin polymerization promoting protein
Exons: 4
Coding region: 90-755 (221 amino acids)
Biological process (GO): positive regulation of protein polymerization; microtubule polymerization; microtubule bundle formation
Cellular component (GO): microtubule
Molecular function (GO): tubulin binding
Source: RefSeq, a predicted model, not a curated record